Molecule: messenger RNA, 616 nt
Organism: Drosophila serrata
Lineage: Eukaryota; Metazoa; Arthropoda; Insecta; Diptera; Drosophilidae
Gene: Blos3
Product: Biogenesis of lysosome-related organelles complex 1, subunit 3
Cellular component (GO): BLOC-1 complex
Source: RefSeq, a predicted model, not a curated record
CUUUGUUAAACAGCUGUUUAGAAAUCUAACACAACAGUUGUCUUGUUAUUAAUAUUUGUUUGUUUAAUUUAUCCAUAUAGGGAGCAAAUUCCCGAACUUAAUUAAAUAAUUCCAUAAAUGUUGAUUUUAGUAAGCGGAGAGGCUUCCGAAUCUGAUGAUGAGCUACAGGACAAGCACAAGAUUUUCGCUGCUGAAGUUCCUGGAGAGGCUUCAGAGGAGGACGACGAUGAUGAGGACAUCUACGAACAGCGCAGGAGCAACCAGGUUAACAGCACCACGGCCUCCAUUUACCGGAACAACCUGCUCCAGCGGAAACUGAUUGAAAAUAACAUUGCCAUUUGGAGAUCUUUUACUGCCUUCACCCGCAGUUUCGUAUUGAAUGCCUCCAAGCAGCUGGUGACCACGGAUCAGAUGCUCAUCAAAUCUCAACUUAAUCUGCAGUCAGCACACACCUCCCUGCAGCAGGCCCAAAGGAAUGCUCAGGAACUGCAGGCAAGGAUGUGUGCCGUGAUGACGAGCAGCUUUCUGCCACAUAUUAACAACGUCGAGAAGGCUGUCUGACUAUUCUAUCCUAUUAUUUGUAUUUGCCGAGAUAAACGAACAAAGUGUAUGUUAA